GCGGCCAGGAUGCUUUCUUGAAUUUUCCGGAGCAGCUGCUGCGUGUUGUGUUGUUUUGCAGGGUUUUGGGCAGCUGUGCAGCAUCUUGAGUUUUUUGUAGAUUAUUAUUAAAGUACAAGUUUGUUCCUCGUCAUCGCGAUGUUGUUGGAGGAAGUGAAGAAGCUGAAAGUGUCCGAGCUGCGGGCCGAGCUGCGGGAUCGGGGUCUCGACCCAAAAGGGCUGAAGGCUGAACUCGUUGCUCGUCUUCUGUCAGCUAUCGAGACUACAGAACCUGAUCAAAGUCCAGAUUUAAGACAUUUGGACACGGAACCUGUUCAGACUGCAGAGGAAUCCUCUGAACUAAUAUGUCAGACUAAAAGCACAACAGCCCUCUCUAUAUCUGCGACAGAAGAGCAGCAGCAAACUUUGGACCAGAAUCAGUCAAGUCUUGGGGGAAUCUGGAGGAAAACGGGGUCUUGUGUCGAUCAGAGCACACAGACAGAAAAUGACACAGCAGUCCAGAUCUCCCAGACAGGGUGCUCUUGUUCUAACAGGAGAGAAGAAGAUCAUCUUGAACCCCAGUGUGUCCUCAGUAGCAGAGACAGCUCUGAUGGACAUCAGAAGGAAGUCCAGUCUGCAGCACUGUUGCCACACAUGACCCCUGUUACAGCAGAGACCGGAACGGAAAUGCAGGAGUCUCAGGACAUCAGCAUAUCUCACGGCGAGAGGGGCCGGGAUUAUUACGAGUUUAAAGAGGAGAUUCAUUAUAUGAGAGCCAAAACACCAGAGCCUGGUCCUGCAAGCGAGGAUGAGAUGGACAUUGAUGAUGAUACAGUACGGCUAGAUCCCUAUAACAGCGACCUGCAUUUUGAAGUGGGUGCAGACGGGAGCAGCGGUCAGCCUUUACUCUGGGAAAAGUUUCCUCUGCUGCAUUCAGGAUGUCGACUGACCCACGGCUUCACUCACGGAAAAGUGGGGUUCGAAGUGAAGUAUGUGAAGAGCUUGUCAACAACCACAGUUACAAGUGUCAACCUUGAGCAUGUCCUCAGAGUGGGCUGGUCUGUGGAUGGCUCCAGCCUUCAGCUAGGAGAAGAAGAGUUGUCGUAUGGAUUUGAUGGCGCAGGCACAACAGUGACUGGUGGAAAGAUGGAGGAAUUUGGCGAGCCAUUUUCAGAGGGUGAUGUCAUCGGAUGCUAUGCGUUCAUCAGCGAUAGUGGAGAAACGGAAUUAUCGUUUUCUAAAAACGGCCACUUUCUCGGGGUGGCGUUUCGACUCGCUGACUUCACUCUGGCAGGUCGUGCGCUCUUCCCACACGUCCUGUGCAAAAACUGUUCCAUCUCCCUUAACCUGGACUCUCAGGAUGUGCCAUGGUAUCCUAGUCCUCCUGGGUACUGCUCUUUAGCUGUGCUUUCACCUGCAAAUCGGAUUCAAGCUGCGCUUCCUCCAUUACACAGGAAAGACUGCGAGGUGCUGCUGAUGGUGGGCAUGCCCGGUUCGGGAAAGAGCCAUUGGGCUGAAAGCCACAUGGCCAAGAACCCAGAAAAGCAUUAUAAUGUGCUAAGCACAAACACCAUCCUUCACUGCAUGAGGCUGCCAAACCCAGAACACAAGGAUUUAAUGCUGCAGCAGGCCACACAGUGUCUCACACACCUCAUCAAAAUAGCAGCAACCAAGAGGAGGAACUUCAUCCUGGACCAGGCGAACAUUUACCCGUCUGCUCAGAGGCACAAGCUGCUGAGUUUUUCCGGUUAUCAGAGGAAGGCGGUGGUGCUCGUCCCCUCGGAUGAGGAGUGGAAAAGACGUCUGCAGCAGAAAGAGCAGAACGAGGGUGCAGUGCUGCUUGAAAUAUCACUGCUAAAAAGCAAAGCGAGCUUCACCCUCCCAGAGAAAGGUGAUCUCCUAGAGGACAUCCUGUUUGCCGAGCUCUGCUGUGAAGAUGCAGAGAAACUCCUCACAAGCUAUAAAGAGGAAGCCACACGUCUCCUACCUACACCCCCUAAACGCAAGCCGCACAAAAAGCGCCCCCAUAAACGUCACAUCCAAGCACACGGAAUGACCCAAAUUCGCAGUCAGUAUGCGCAGCAGUCACAGUGGGGAUGCCAUAAACAAAAUGGAUGGAACUUUUCUGCUUUUGCUCAACCUUACGGCUGUAACAGUGAUCCACAGCGGUACAGAGAUUACUAUCAGCCCUGCACCGAACAGUGGAACCUGAGUAACCAAAAUCAGAGUUACUAUGGCAGCCAAAGCUAUUAUUUUGGCAACCAAGCUUUUUGGUGAAUCAGAACAGCAACCCAAUUAGAUCUCUUUUAUUCAGUUGGCAUUGGACUUUAUCUUGGAAAACUACAUUCCAAGUUGUUUUCCUCAGAGAACUGAAGCAGCAGGAAUGCUCUAAUGCUGACAUUUUAAAUUUUAAUCCUUUGUGCAUUCUGUACAAAGAAAUGACCAGAUUCUGGUUUUACUACAGUAUUCUCAAAAAGCUUUUCCUUUUUAAUCAAAGUUCUCUUUUUAUAUUGUCUGAACACUGAAGACAUAAUAUUUAAAAGAAAUAAAAAAUAUUUGCACAAA
This is a messenger RNA of Silurus meridionalis, 2544 nucleotides long. RefSeq names its product heterogeneous nuclear ribonucleoprotein U-like protein 2. The transcript is spliced from 14 exons. Gene Ontology annotation, molecular function: protein binding. NCBI's taxonomy places the organism in Eukaryota, Metazoa, Chordata, Actinopteri, Siluriformes, Siluridae. The record is from RefSeq and is a predicted model, not a curated record. Bases 139 to 2256 code for a protein of 705 amino acids. Gene Ontology annotation, cellular component: membrane.